GCCAGGUUGGUGAACAAAAGGGCCACCAACUCACAGGUGGACCAGAUGUUCACCUGGUCGGAUAGUGCACGCAGAUACCUGCAAUGAGUACACACGUAAGCGCACACAGUGUAGAUGGUGUCUGAGUCUAUUGUGGCCGCGGGUACCUUGGAGACACUUGAGUGAGGCCAAGGCCGACUGCAGCCCUCCGACUGGAGCAGCGAGAGACAGCGCUGUGCUCAUGGUUGAACUUUGACGUCUUAGCAGAUGACUGUUCUUUCUCUUGCUGUGCUGGGUCUUCGUAGCGUCGUUGUCCUUGCCCAUGGCUGAUCCACUGACCGCCUCCGCUUUGGUCGCCGUCACCGCGAUGUCGGUCAAGCUAUAAGCUGUGGGUGCCUGUCUCUUACACCGGGCCUUGACAAGCCUCUUGGCCGACAGAUGAAGUAGGAUCGCUGAUAGAUGGAAGGAGACAAGCAUAAUUGACCAAGAAUUCACUGAUGUGUCCAUGGCAGAGGCGCGUACAGUAGGGGGAGGAAAUGUCCAUGAUCAGGUCAAACAUUGAGAUGAGGACAGAGUAGAAGAGUUUGCUGUUCAGCGUCACGGCCUCGGCUUGGAGCAUGCCUGAUCAGGAACAUCACACCCCCUAUUGUACGUCUGUCAGCCAUGAAGAGGUGACUGACGUGGGAAGAGCACAUAGACUAUCGCAGGCAGUGCUAUAAGCAGCGAAUUGCAUGUGGGAGGUCCCUUCUGGAUAUACAAAACACCAUGAGAAACAAAGUCCGCUGUCUCUUAAUUGGCUCUGCUAGUCAGUUCGUACUUUGAGCGACCGCACGAGUUUAUUGACAAGUGCGAUAGCGGGCAUGAAGACUGCGAGAUAUAUGACAGCCAUCCAGAAUCGGUCCCUGUCAGUGGAUGAUGCAGCAGCAAAUCGUGGCGAGAGGGCAGCGAGCCAUAUUACUGCCAUAGUGAAUGCCAUCGUGACAGCUGCCGUGACCUUCACAACAUACUCUCGUCUGGCCCUAAUAUUCAACGAGCCCGCAGCGCGCCAGAAGUACACAAAUAUAGCCGCAUAGCAUGAGCUCCAGUAAAUCGGAAUGAUGAUGUUUCUUCUUUCUUGGGUGUCGAAAUGGAGCUCAUGACCAAUAGGGAUCAACAGACCGAGCGCCACUGCCGGAAGAAAAACGAGCCACUCUUUCUUCAGCCGCACUAUCAUUUUUUGCAGGUCCGUCCCGUCUGUGACGAGCACGACCAUGAGCAGCAGCAUGAGAGUUUCAAUAAUGCGGCGGAGGAUGCCAAACACUGGCCCAAACGUACUUGACAGACACCAAUAGAUGACCAUUAGAGUGC
This is a messenger RNA of Vitrella brassicaformis, 1326 nucleotides long. Lineage: Eukaryota; Vitrellaceae. The record is from the annotation of a GenBank genome assembly.